This is a messenger RNA of Cydia fagiglandana, 3734 nucleotides long. RefSeq names its product branched-chain-amino-acid aminotransferase, cytosolic (gene Bcat). The coding region runs from base 468 to 1751 and encodes 427 amino acids. Gene Ontology annotation, biological process: L-valine biosynthetic process; L-leucine biosynthetic process. The record is from RefSeq and is a predicted model, not a curated record. Gene Ontology annotation, molecular function: branched-chain-amino-acid:2-oxoglutarate transaminase activity. The transcript is spliced from 9 exons. Gene Ontology annotation, cellular component: mitochondrion. NCBI's taxonomy places the organism in Eukaryota, Metazoa, Arthropoda, Insecta, Lepidoptera, Tortricidae.
AAUGUAAAUGAUAGUCGGUGUGCUCAAAUGAGCAUUGAUACGCCGCCGUAUUACCAUAUUCAUUUGUGUGAAGACGGCGCGCGGCGACCUGACGCAGACUUUAGCGCGACCUCACUCCGCUACGCACCUUUUUCCAUGUUUUCGCAACUUUAAUACGACUUAUUUCUCAGUACUACUGAGUGCGUAAUCAUAUUUUGAUGGGAACAGUGCGUUAUCAAGUGAUGUUUUAUAAUUUCUGUUGAUUAUGAACAGUACGUCAUAGGUCAGCCCACAUAUCUUAUCAUCUCUUUAAAUGUUUGUGCUUAAGUCCGUUGAAGUCAGUUAAAGCCAAGCAAUUAAUCGACAGACUGAUUGAGCAGUGUUUAAUUAUUUAUUUAAGUAUUUUUGUAACAAAAAUAACUGCAGUAUUUUAAAUUUAGUUUUCUAGUGGUGUUAUAGUGUUUACAUAUUGUUUAAAAAAAUUAAGUAUGCCUAUCCGUCGUAGUCAGUUGUUGGUGAAAUGGAUUUUCGAGAACCAGCACAAGUUGCGGACGGUGAGGCGCUGCAGCUCCUCACUGCGGUACAAGGAGCUGGAGGAGGCCGCCGUGGCCGCGCCCGAGUACGCGGCGCCCGAGCACGACGAGCCCUGCCCUCACGGAGAGCCUGAACAAUAUUUCAAGUAUGAAGAUUUACACGUGAAAUUAGCGGCGCCGUACCAGCUGCAGCCCAAACCAGACGCUAAAGACCUCGGUUUCGGGAAGUACUUCACGGAUCACAUGCUCAAAAUCAAUUACCAAGUGCAACUGGGCGGUUGGCAGAAACCAGAGAUCAUUCCCUUCGAGAACCUAAGCAUACAUCCUGCUGCGAAGGCUCUUCACUACGCAAUACAAUUGUUUGAAGGGAUGAAAGCUUACCGUGGCGUAGAUGACAAAAUCCGGUUGUUCCGGCCUGAUCUCAACAUGAAGAGGAUGAACCUGGCCGCGCACCGCUCCGGCCUGCCGAUAUUCAACGGAGAGGAACUCAUCAAAUGCAUGAAAAGACUCAUACAAAUUGACCAAGAGUGGGUGCCGCAUUCUGAAUCCUCCACUCUAUAUAUUCGACCAACGCUUAUAGCAACAGAGGCGACGUUUGGCGUGAUGGCGCCCGAGUCGGCGCUGCUGUUCGUCGUGCUGAGCCCGGUGAGCGCGUACUACAAGACGAGCACCGACGGCGCCGUGUCCAUCUUCGCGGACCCCAACGUGGUGCGCGCCUUCCCCGGCGGCGUCGGCAACAGGAAGGUGGGCUCCAACUACGGACCCACGAUAGAGGCCACGACGCGCGCCGCGCAGCUCGGCCACCACCAGGUCUUGUGGCUGUUCGGACCCGACCACCAGCUCACCGAGGUCGGCGCCAUGAACAUCUUCAUGGUCUACAUCAACGAGAAUGGAGACAAGCAGCUAAGCACGCCGCCCCUGAACGGGCUGAUCCUGCCGGGCAUCACGCGGCGCUCCAUCCUCGAGCUGGCCAGCCAGUGGGAGGACCUGGUCGUCAAGGAGGAGGUCAUCACCAUGGACCGAGUCAUCACUCUCAACAAACAGGGACGGCUACUGGAGAUGUUCGGCGCGGGCACGGCAGCGGUGAUCAGCCCGGUCAGCCGGAUCGGCUUCCUCGAGAACAACAUCCACAUCCCCACCAUGCAGCAGUCCCAGCCCGUGUUCCAGCGGCUAAAGGACACCCUCCUGGCCAUCCAGUACGGACACAUAGACCACCCCUACUCGGUCAUCAUCUCAUAGUGACGUGAAGUGAACUUAUAACUAAGUUAAAAGACAUUGAACUUUACAAAUGACUGUUUAACGGCUCAAACAGGGUCAAAGUGUUAGUUUAAGGAAAUCGCGGCAGGUACCGUCAAGUGAUUUGAACUUUAUAACAGUUAAAUCGCUUUUGUUCGGAGUUUUAAGCCCGAUUUAGACGAUGCGAGAACUCGCAGUUUCAUACCAUUGCGGGUUUUGAUCGGUCGGUUGAAUUGGAUGUAACCAACAGUCCGCAAUGUAACUAAAAUCGCAUGCGAGUUCGCGCGCCGUCUAAAUCUGCCCUAAAAGUAGCUGACUUGUAUAGACUCGUGCCGCCAAAUGUACAUUACAAUACAAUGUACACUAUUUUUCAAUGGAAUUUGAACCGUUCUUAUAUCCACGUAAAGCCCUAUGUGAAUUUAGAUGUACAGUCGACGUCAAAAAUAUGUUUACACUUUUGCACUUUACUCGUUUGUAAUAAGGCAAAAAGUGUAAAGUUAUCUUUGACGUCGACUAUACACUCCGUUUCAUUCUAAUUAGAACCUUUCAUAACCCAAAUAAAGUGGCAUUUCUUUUGUUUCAUUGCAUUCUUAAACAAAAUUCAUCCCAAUGAACUAUACAACAAGGUUUAAAUUAAAAAUAGGAACAGGUUAAAGCAUACAAAUUUAGGGCCAGUUGCACCAACCACAUUUGACAUACUGAUCAACGUCAGCCGGCGCGCCCCGGCGCCUUACUAUGAAACUUGCCAUACAUAAAAAUUUAGCGAACUCUUUUACGAUACGAACAGUUUGGUGCAACCGACCCUAAGAUUCCUUCUGUCACAUUGAAUUUUCGGACAAAUGAUAUUUUAACUCAAUUACAAUUGAACUAGAUUCAAAUUUCCUUAAUAAAAUAUUGCAUGGUUGGCGGCACGUGGAUAGUGGCGAGACUGGACUUUAAAAAAGGCGUUAUUCAUGAUGCCCUACAAGCCUCAAUUAGCUAUUAUGUAAUAGUUUUUCUUAAUCUGUCAUUUCGACUUAUGUAUUUGUAAGAAAGGGAUAAAACAUGAAUUAACUAAUUGAAGCUUGUUAAGUUUUAUGAAUAAGGGGCUCAGAGUGUAUUAUUGUAGGGCAAUUAUUGGCUCGUAUCAAUUCCAGAGCACUCUGCCGAUAGACCCGUCUCAAAGCUUUUACUCGUUACGUGUAUACGCGUUACGUUUAUACUGUAAGCAAACUUUGAGACACUCUGCGAAACGCGUUGUGUGAAAGAUUUUUCUGCAAUCUCUAGAUUUUAUAUAUAGAAUGCGAUUAGUAUUUUUGUAUAAUAUAUUGUUUAAUAGGUAAUAACGUUAAAUAAUUGUAAGGUAUUGUAUUUAAUAUAAAUUAAUUUUUAAUGAGCGCAAUCAGUGAUUGUGUUCUCAUAAACUUUAUUGUAGUAAAACAACUAUGCCGAGACGAUUUGUGUUUCGAGUGCAAGUUCAAAUACGAAACGAGUGCAGUUGAGUUUAUUGAAGACUUGUGUGGACAAUUCUUUACGGGAUAGAAAAGCGUGACCCAAACUCCAUUUUUAUAUCACAGAACAUAACCGCCAUAUAUGAAAUUAAAUUUCCCAAUCUAUUCUACAUACUUAUAUAGUAACCUAACUGUCAGGUUUUAUAAAAACGUGAUAGAUUGGGCAGACUGGGUUAUAAAAAUGGAGCUUAGAUUUAGCUUCAGUUGUACUUUUUAUUGUAUACUAAAUUAAUGUACAUACAAGGACUAACAAGUACAUACUUGUAAGCUAGAGACGCGCACCGGAAGUCACUCAGACGGUCUAGCAUGAGUUGCGUUCUCGCGCGCGACUCCAUACAUCAAGCGCGACUUCAAGUAUGGACUUGCGCGCGAAAACGCAACUUAUACUGGACCGCCAUUUGACAACUUUUAAAUGUUAGAACAUUUUAUUGUAUUUUCUAGUCUACUUCACGAGAAUCUGUACGAGUUUGUUAAAUAUUUAUAAAUAUACGUUUUU